AUGGACGCCACCCCUCACUUAAAUUCGAAUAAUGUAACUGUCGAGUAUACCGACCCGUUUGGCCUCUUCCCUCAAGUUAGGCCACUUCUAUCGCAAGUCCUCCCUCUUCGAAACCUCCACUGGAAGUCAUCAAGUCGACCUGUUCGCUCCAUUGACUCCCUACAAAUCGACUUCAAACCCGCCCACACAGUUGCGGACGACCAGAAGCGACUCAGUGAUGGCGCAAGUGGAGCCGUAUCGCAGAGAAGGCAUCAAAUACCGGGACUGUUACAGACGCCUUAUUUAAAGAUAUAUUUAUUACGAUGUGAUGAUAACGAGACGUAUAAGACAACCUCUAGAAAGACGCUCCGGGAAUGGAUAAAGACCCGAGCCUCUGCUGCUCCAACUGGGCCGGAUAACCAUGAAGCAUUUGAAUGGCUGAUUCUUCACGUCAUACCCGCAACUGCACCUGGGCCGGAAGCAACGGAGAAGGCCGCGGCAUCGAAGUGGCCAGGGAGAGGGUCGACUUCAGUCCUUGAGAAAGUCAAAGCUGACUUUAAUGGGUCCUCAAAAACCGCCGUUGACCGUGUAGCGCAGUUGAGAAUUCCAAAAGCAGAUGCUGAUAAGAAGCAACCUGAACUAGCGGCGCAAUUAGAAGACCUCGUUAUGAAACUUAAAUCUUCAAUCCUUACGUCUUUCGAUUUGCGUGUGGGCCAGUAUGAAGCUGAUAUCCGGGAGAAAGAUUCACAAAGAAACCUACCAGGUUGGAAUUUCUGUACUUUCUUUAUACUAAAGGAAGGUCUUUCGCUUGGUCUUGAGAAUGUUGGUCUCUUUGAGGAUGCUCUUAUUGGAUAUGAUGAGCUCGCUGUUGGGCUGGAAUCAGCAUUGCGAGAGCAAAUAUCUGGCGUCAGGGAUCAGCAUGGGGGCACGUUUCUAAAUUACAGUAAAGACCUUAAAUUGAAAGCCGAGGCUGCUCUCGCUUCAAGUGCAUCAGAAAAGAAGGAAGAAUCCAGUUCAUCGGAAGAUGAGGAAGAAGAAGAAGCAGAAGAAGAAGAUGGUGAUGAUGAUGAAGACGUGGAUGAUGAUGGCAAUGAUAGGACCCACAAUGAUCUCUUCUCAAACCCGAUAGCCCUCCAGCAAGAUAUUUUCCCGCUUCAGCCUCAGCAAAAACCAUAUAGAGAUAUGAUCCUGGCAAAUAACAUAUCCGUUUUCGACUUUCGGGUCUACAUCUUUUCGAGACAAUUGCUGCUUCUUCUUAAAGCUGCCAGAUCUCCACCUUCAAACCGCCACAGCGCCUCACAUAAGAGUGCCGAGAAGCACAAUUUGAGCCUUCUAGCAGAGAUAUGUGAGAGAGCUAGCGAGUUCAUCACUCUGGCUUGCCGAACCCUUAGGAGUGAUAUUGAAAAUGGGUUGGCACAAUUAGAACCAACGCCUAACCCCUCUAAGAAGGACAAUGUCAUCACAAACAUCGUAUCAUCCUGGGCUUAUGCAGCUGUUUCUCAAGUUCUGAUUCAAACAUCGACAAAAAGUUUAGAGACUCCCACGGUGUCUUUAAGGACGGGCCAGGACCUCGUUGACGCAGCCGUUCUUGCAGCCUUUACCACAGGGGCAAGGCCAGGCAUUCCUAAACGAUCGAGUUCAUUGCUGUCCCCAACGUCGAGGCCAACCUUAAAUCCAUUAGUAUCCAUUAUUUCCGCGCCACAGAAAGCAGGAGGUGUUGAAUUAGCCGCUGCACGGGCAGAUUUAUACCAUCUCGCUAGGUGCCAGCUGGGAGCUCUUGGGCGAAGAAGAGGGUGGGAAAAGAGAUGGCAUAGUAUGUCACUGUUACUUAACGAGAAGAACGAUCUCGCUGAUGUCUCGUUGAAUGAUGGGCCUCCAGACGGAAUCAAACCUAAAACAACUUCGACUUCCGAGAAGCGAGUUUUAUCAGCGUCAGGUGGUAUAGAUACACCCUGCCUUGCUCUAUCAAUAAAAUCGAAGAAGCAUUUUAGUUGUCUUUAUGAGCAAAUUACAGACCAAGUGUUCCGCCACAACAUAGCUGCCAACAGAAUCAAAUCAGCGGAGGUAAUGAUGGCUGACAUUGCAUUGCUGAAGUAUGAAAUGGGUGAUUAUGCCUUAGCGGCAUCCUACUUCCAUCAGCUUUCUAGUUUCUAUCGCAGCAAUGGGUGGGAAGCAUUAGAAGGCACAAUGGUAGAGUUAUACAGUCGAUGCUUGAAGCAGUUGGAACUUAAAGAGGAGUUCGUCCCUACGUUGCUAAGGCUACUUGGGAUAUAUUCCUCAACCACGCAGCCUUAUUCGACACUACAAUCUGGUAUAGGCUGCAAAGUUGAGGAAUACAUUGAAGAUCUUUUUGAAGUCUCACAGUCACUCUCGAAAACGUUUCCAGUUCAAAUUAAAGAUUUCUUCAGAGAUGUUCAGGUUAAACCUGGGAUUUCUCAUUUUAAGAAUAUGGACGGUUUCCAGGCGCAGCUGUCGUUACGAUAUGCGCUUGGCGAGAAAAUUAAGAUCGAUAAUAUCAAGAUGCGACUUGUUAAUUCAUUAGAAACGCCAAACAGUGAGCUAUGGCUGGAAAAGUCUGACUCAACCAUUGUGAAGGGGAAGGCAACAAAAGCCUUGCUUAAUUCUUCGACUACAGUACAUGGAAAAUACUAUGUUGACCGCAUUGAGAUGUCAGCUGGAAAUAUUCUGUUUACACAUGACUAUGGCCAUCAAGUUACAGCUUCCCAUAUCCUACAGGACACCGCAGCCAGAACACCUUCUUCUAAAGAAGACCGACCAUAUAUUGUCUGUUUCCCUGCCGUCAAGGCGUUUAGUGGGAAAGUCUCUCAGUCAAGAGAUAUCAACCUGGUUGAGCAUCGAAGUCUGGAUGUCGAGUUGAAUUCUGGCUGGAAUGAUAUCUGUAGCGGAUGCGUGCGGUUGAGGCCUGCAACCGCGGGACUACGCCUCAUCAUCGCAGAGACGUCACUUGUAGAUGGACCUCUUAUCCUUUCUGAUGACAUGAAGGGGGGUAGGAUAUGGUUCUCAUCAUUUACUCGAGACUCGACUGCUACACUAAGAGUACCCUACAGCAUGGAAGGGAGCCAAACGACGUUAUCCAUUUCAGUGGAAAUUGAAUAUAAGACUUCUGAAGGACAGUUCGAUUACAUCGACUUUUCCUCAAUCAUAUCAACGUUGCCCGUUAGUGUCAAUGUUCAAGACUUGUUCCAAGAUAAGCAGCUAUUUUCUAGGUUCAGCAUCAGCCCUGGAAUGUUGAUACCUAUUCGAGUGUUCAGCUGUGAUAUGGAAAGUUCAGGCAAAUAUGAUGUGCAAACAAGUACCCAAAAGGGUGAGAUACUGGACGUAUUCCCAAAACAGCCAGCUUCAUUGUUGUACAAAAUCAAGCCUCAGAUUGGGUUAGAAGCCGGCUCCACACGACCUUUGAGCCUUUCGAUGGAGUAUGCUUGUCUCAAUGAAGAGUGCUUGGCAGUUUUGGAAGACAAAUUUUCCGAAGAUGUGGAGGCAAGCCCUUUCUCGAGCUUGAAGCAGCUACUGGUUCCGUUCUUGCAGACAGCUUUUAGUGCCAUAUGGACAGCUCAUACAUUAGAGGUCAUUGGACUUACGAGGGAGAUAGAGGUGUAUAGCUAUGAGAGUAUACAAUGGAAAGCCGCCAUUGAGAGCCUGGAUAGUGAUACGCAAAAUAGCUUGGUGCAAUGGCUUAAAGAAUGGCAUAACCCGCUCAAAAAAAAGAAAAACCGCAGUAUAUCUCUACCAAACGAACGGCCGACGCAUGCUCUAAGGCACAUUACUAUCCCGGUUGACAUCCCUGACGUGCAGGUUGUGCAUACCGCAAAGCUGGUGCUGAAAGACAUAUCUCCUGGCCAGACCCAUGUGGGAGUGGAUGACAUGAUACCUACGGAGUUGAUAAUCCGACAUACCAGGGGCUGGUGCAAAGUUUCUGAACGGGAGGCUCAGCCGUCCCUCGAGUUUAUGUAUGAGGUUAUAGCCAACCCGGAGUUAUGGGUAAUCGGCGGCCGGAGACGUGGAAACUUCAGCUGCGCGGAAGGGGAAGAGCGACGAUUUCAGCUGCUGCUUCUACCGCAACGCGCUGGCCACCUGCUUCUUCCAACAGUCGACGUUAAGUCAUUUGCAACGGGGCCAGGUCACCAGCAGCCCUUAUCGCCGACGGGAGGUGAGCAUCUACAGCUAGAUACCAGCUUCGCACCCCGCCAGCGCAGAGCAAUCUCGAGCGAGCUGGAUUACCGCAGCCACGGCGAGACAAUUCUGGUCAGCGCCGACCUCCAGAUGACGACCAUAAACCUGGACGGAUUUGGCGAUGCUGUAGACGGAAACUAA
This is a messenger RNA of Microsporum canis CBS 113480, 4311 nucleotides long. RefSeq lists its product as hypothetical. The record is from RefSeq and is a predicted model, not a curated record. Gene Ontology annotation, cellular component: TRAPPII protein complex. NCBI's taxonomy places the organism in Eukaryota, Fungi, Ascomycota, Eurotiomycetes, Onygenales, Arthrodermataceae. Bases 1 to 4311 code for a protein of 1436 amino acids. Gene Ontology annotation, biological process: intra-Golgi vesicle-mediated transport; early endosome to Golgi transport. The transcript is spliced from 4 exons.